This is a messenger RNA of Closterium sp. NIES-65, 2361 nucleotides long. NCBI's taxonomy places the organism in Eukaryota, Viridiplantae, Streptophyta, Zygnematophyceae, Desmidiales, Closteriaceae. The record is from the annotation of a GenBank genome assembly.
AUGGGAGAAGGUACUUCGAGCACCGCAGAACUUGGCUCAGCUGGAGCACAGGAGAAGGUACUUGGAGCAAAGGAGAAGGUACCUGGAGCACAGGAGAAGGUACCUGGAGCACAGGAGAAGGUACCUGGAGCACAGGAGAAGGUACCUGGAGCACAGGAGAAGGUAGCUGGAGCACAGGAGAAGGUAGCUGGAGCACAGGAGAAGGUACCUGGAGCACAGGAGAAGGUACCUGGAGCACAGGAGAAGGUAGCUGGAGCAGAGGAGAAGGUACCUGGAGCACAGGAGAAGGUACCUGGAGCACAGGAGAAGGUACCUGGAGCACAGGAGAAGGUACCUGGAGCACAGGAGAAGGUACCUGGAGCACAGGAGAAGGUAGCUGGAGCACAGGAGAAGGUACCUGGAGCACAGGAGAAGGUACCUGGAGCACAGGAGAAGGAGAAGGUACCUGGAGCACAGGAGAAGGUACCUGGAGCACAGGAGAAGGUACCUGGAGCACAGGAGAAGGUAGCUGGAGCACAGGAGAAGGUACCUGGAGCACAGGAGAAGGUACCUGGAGCACAGGAGAAGGUACCUGGAGCACAGGAGAAGGUAGCUGGAGCACAGGAGAAGGUAGCUGGAGCACAGGAGAAAGUACCUGGAGCACAGGAGAAGGUACCUGGAGCACAGGAGAAGGUAGCUGGAGCACAGGAGAAGGUAGCUGGAGCACAGGAGAAGGUAGCUGGAGCACAGGAGAAGGUACCUGGAGCACAGGAGAAGGUACCUGGAGCACAGGAGAAGGUAGCUGGAGCACAGGAGAAGGUACCUGGAGCACAGGAGAAGGUACCUGGAGCACAGGAGAAGGUACCUGGAGCACAGGAGAAGGUACCUGGAGCACAGGAGAAGGUACCUGGAGCACAGGAGAAGGUAGCUGGAGCACAGGAGAAGGUAGCUGGAGCACAGGAGAAGGUAGCUGGAGCACAGGAGAAAGUAGCUGGAGCACAGGAGAAGGUACCUGGAGCACAGGAGAAGGUACCUGGAGCACAGGAGAAGGUAGCUGGAGCACAGGAGAAGGAGAAGGUACCUGGAGCACAGGAGAAGGUACCUGGAGCACAGGAGAAGGUACCUGGAGCACAGGAGAAGGUACCUGGAGCACAGGAGAAGGUACCUGGAGCACAGGAGAAGGUACCUGGAGCACAGGAGAAGGUACUUGGAGCACAGGAGAAGGCAUCUGGUGCACAGGAGAAGGUACCUGGAGCACAGGAGAAGGUAGCUGGAGCACAGGAGAAGCUCAGAUCUACUCCUCCCGAGCUCAGAUCUACUCCUCCCGAGCUCAGAUUUACUCCUCCCGAGCUCAGAUCUACUCCUCCCCAGCUCAGAUCUACUCCUCCCGAGCUCAGAUCUACUCCUCCCGAGCUCAGAUAUACUCCUCAACAGCUCAGAUCUACUCCUCCCGAGCUCAGAUCUACUCCUCCCGAGCUCACAUCUCCUCCUCCCGAGCUCAGAUCUACUCCUCCCGAGCUCAGAUCUACUCCUCCCGAGCUCACACCUCCUCCUCCCGAGCUCAGAUCUACUCCUCAACAGCUCAGAUCUACUCCUCCCGAGCUCAGAUCUACUCCUCCCGAGCUCACAUCUCCUCCUCCCGAGCUCAGAUCUACUCCUCCCCAGCUCAGAUCUACUCCUCCGGAGCUCAGAUCUACUCCUCCCCAGCUCAGAUCUACUCCUCCCGAGCUCAGAUCUACUCCUCCCCAGCUCAGAUCUACUCCUCCCGAGCUCAGAUCUACUCCUCCCCAGCUCAGAUCUACUCCUCCCGAGCUCAGAUCUACUCCUCCCGAGCUCAGAUAUACUCCUCAACAGCUCAGAUCUACUCCUCCCGAGCUCAGAUCUACUCCUCCCGAGCUCACAUCUCCUCCUCCCGAGCUCAGAUCUACUCCUCCCGAGCUCAGAUCUACUCCUCCCGAGCUCACACCUCCUCCUCCCGAGCUCAGAUCUACUCCUCAACAGCUCAGAUCUACUCCUCCCGAGCUCAGAUCUACUCCUCCCGAGCUCACAUCUCCUCCUCCCGAGCUCAGAUCUACUCCUCCCCAGCUCAGAUCUACUCCUCCCGAGCUCAGAUCUACUCCUCCCCAGCUCAGAUCUACUCCUCCCGAGCUCAGAUCUACUCCUCCCCAGCUCAGAUCUACUCCUCCCGAGCUCAGAUCUACUCCUCAACAGCUCAGAUCUACUCCUCCCGAGCUCAGAUCUACUCCUCCCGAGCUCAGAUCUACUCCUCCCGAGCUCCCAUCUCCUCCUCCCAAGCUCAGAAUUACUCCUCCCGAGCUCAGAUCUACUCCUCCCCAGCUCAGAUCUACUCCUCCUGAGCUCAGAUCUACUCCUCCCUGUUAA